AUGGAUUCCGACGAGAUUAUGCCUGGGCCCGCUCCAAAUCUGGAUGAGGAUCUUGACGAGAAAUAUCCAAACCGCCCGCAUAAUCACGCCCCAACACUUCCAUUCCACGAGCUAUACUUGAAGCUCUUUGACAACCUCAGUCAAAUUAAGAAGAAGCCAGCGGUAUCAGCUCCAGCCCGAAGGAAAGCUGGGCCCAAUGCAGGCCAUGCCAGCUCGAACCCAUUUGAGCUCCGGCACGAUGUCAUCUCCCGGUUUAUCUCACGAUGGCGCAAAGAAGUCGGCGACGACAUUUAUCCGGCCUUUCGGCUGAUUCUUCCGGAUAAAGACAGGGAUCGUCCGAUGUAUGGGAUGAAGGAAAAAGUAAUUGGCAAGAUGCUCGUCAAGAUCAUGAAGAUCAACAAAGAAUCGGAAGAUGGCUACAACCUGCUCAACUGGAAGCUGCCCGGGCAGUCUGCUGCAACCCGCAUGGCGGGUGACUUUGCUGGACGCUGUCAUGAUGUUUUAUCCAAGCGGCCCAUGCGAACCGAGCCGGGCGACAUGUCAAUUGAAGAAGUCAAUGACAAGCUGGAUAAGCUAUCUGGAGCCUCAAAGGAAGAAGAGCAAACGCAUAUAAUGGCCGAGUUCUAUCGGCGUAUGAACCCGGACGAGCUUACAUGGCUCAUCCGGAUUAUUCUUCGCCAGAUGAAGGUCGGUGCCACUGAACGCACAUUCUUCAAUGUCUGGCAUCCGGACGCCGAGAGUCUGUACAGUAUUUCUAGUAGCUUGAGGCGUGUUUGCUGGGAGCUCCAUGAUCCUAAUAUCCGACUUGAGGCAGAGGAUCGAGGAAUUGGACUCAUGCAAUGCUUUCAACCUCAGUUGGCCCAGUUUCAGAUGCAUUCAUUUGAUAAAAUGAUCCUACGGAUGCGUCCGACAGAGGAUGAUCCCGUAUUCUGGAUCGAGGAGAAGAUGGACGGUGAAAGAUUGCAACUUCAUAUGGCUCCUGAUGAGUCGAUUCAAGGCGGUCGCAGGUUUGCCUUUUGGUCCCGCAAAGCCAAAGAAUAUACUUAUCUCUAUGGAAAUGGGAUCUAUGACGAGAACGGAGCACUGACAAGGCAUCUAAAGGAUGCUUUUGUGGAUGGAGUGCAAAGCGUGAUCUUAGAUGGUGAAAUGAUUACCUGGGAUCCCGAGCAAGAUGCGAUGGUCCCAUUUGGGACCCUGAAGACGGCAGCUUUGGCUGAACAGCGCAACCCGUUUUCGAAUGGACCGCGGCCUCUGUUCCGAAUAUUUGAUAUUCUGCAUCUCAACGGGCGUGAUUUGACAAAAUACACACUCCGAGACCGUCGCAAUGCUUUGCAGAAGACCAUUAAGCCCAUCCAUCGCCGAUUUGAGAUCCUGCCUUAUGAAGAAGCGACCACGGCUGCUGAAAUUGAGACAUGCUUGCGGAGAGUCGUCGCUCAAGCUUCGGAGGGUCUCGUCUUGAAAAAUCCCCGAGCACAAUACCGGCUGAAUGAGCGCCACGAUGACUGGAUGAAAGUCAAGCCCGAGUACAUGACUGAGUUCGGUGAAUCUCUCGACGUGGUAGUCAUAGGAGGCUACUAUGGUCAGGGCCACCGCGGAGGCAACCUUGCUAGCUUUCUCUGUGGGCUACGUGUCGACGACAAUCAUUCAUCUCAGGGCGGUAAUCCCGAGAAAUUCUGGUCUUUCUGCAAAGUUGGAGGUGGGUUUACCGCUGCUGACUACCAGGAAGUACGCCACCACACAGAUGGCAAGUGGCAGAAAUGGGAUUCCAAGAAGCCGCCCACUCAAUUCAUAGAGCUGGCCGGUGGAGAUGCUCAAUAUGAAAAGCCAGAUAUGUGGAUCAAGCCAUCUGAAUCGAUCGUAUUAUGCGUGAAGGCGUCGUCUAUAUCCGUGAGUGACGAAUUUCGCAUGGGAUUGACACUCCGCUUCCCCCGCUUCAAGAAGGUACGGAAAGACAAGAACUGGAAGACCUCGCUAUCAGUCCAGGAAUUCUUGGACCUCAAGUCGAAUGUGGAGAAGGAACAGCGUGAGAAGGAGUUCCAGGUGGACAAUUCUCGCAAGCAGAAGCGUGUCAAGAGAGCAGUGAAGAAGCCUUUGAACAUUGCAGGCUAUGAUGAUAAGGAGAUUGUGCAAUAUGCGGGGCCAUCAGGCCAUAUUUUUGAUGAACUAAACUUCUUCAUUAUGACAGAUGCCGGUGCUCCAGAGAAGAGGUCCAAAGGCGAAUUGGAGCAGCUGGUCAAAGCCAAUGGUGGCAAGGUGUACCAAACAAACACGGCUACAUCAGACACGAUAUGCAUUGCCGAUCGAAGGACGGUCAAAGUAGCAUCGCUGCAAAAGCAUGGUGAUAUCAAUCUCAUCAAACCGUCCUGGGUGCUUGAUUGUGUCAAGCAGAACGAGAAGGAUGCAGGCCUGUCCGACUAUCUGCUUCCUUUUGAACCCAGACACAUGUUCUUUACCAUGGAAAACCGAGAUGAUGAGAUCAAAGUAAAUGUCGAUCGAUUCUCAGACAGCUACGCUCGGGAUACGAAUGUUGAUGAGCUCAAAGAGAUCUUGAAUAAUAUGUCAAAGGACGAGCAAGCAAAUCACACUCUUGAUUCUCGCACAUCGCAAAGAAUAGAGAAUCUCAUCCACGACAAAAUCAAUGCCGGGUACACAGCUCCUUGUGGGUGGCUUUUCCGCCGUUUUACAUUUUUCUUUUUCGCAAAUGAUGCCAGCACCGAGGAAAACCAUUCAAGCUUCAAAACUGAUAAUAUGCGUCUGCAGCUCGCACGAAACACUGCACGGUUUGGGGGAGCAAAUAUCACAACGUCCCUCGAAAGCUCUGAUGUUACUCAUGUCAUUGUAAACCCAGAGAAACUGUCAUCGGGAGAUAUUGCUUCUCUACGAGAGUCUCUGGCUGCAAGACCUGGUAAAAAGGUCCCAUAUCUUGUCAGUGUAGCUUGGGUGGAAGAGAGCUGGACGAAUGGAACAUUGUUGGAUGAAGAGAGAUUUAAUGUUCCUCGAUGA
Penicillium pulvis is the source of this 3003-nucleotide messenger RNA. RefSeq names its product DNA ligase (ATP) DNL4. The transcript is spliced from 7 exons. The record is from RefSeq and is a predicted model, not a curated record. Gene Ontology annotation, biological process: double-strand break repair via nonhomologous end joining; DNA biosynthetic process; nucleotide-excision repair, DNA gap filling. NCBI's taxonomy places the organism in Eukaryota, Fungi, Ascomycota, Eurotiomycetes, Eurotiales, Aspergillaceae. Gene Ontology annotation, cellular component: DNA ligase IV complex. Bases 1 to 3003 code for a protein of 1000 amino acids. Gene Ontology annotation, molecular function: DNA binding; ATP binding; DNA ligase (ATP) activity.